UAUAUAAUAUAUAACAUAAUGGUCACAAAGAAUAACAAGAGAAAGUCUGAAGAAUUCGAAGAGGACCGUGUUACAUUCAGCGAUGCCGAGGAGGACAACGACAAUACAGAUGAUGAAAUGAAUGAUGAUGGUGAUGACAAUGAUAACAAUGAUAAUGACAAUGAAGACAAUGGCGAAGACAAUGAAGACAAUGGAAACGAAGAUGAUGAUUAUGCAUAUGGAGAUGAAAAUGCUGGUGAAGGAGGCGCAGAGAAGAAGGAUAAACUACCUCGCAAGUCAAAGAAAGAGAAGCGUGAUGAGAAGUUGUUGAAGAAGGCCAAGUGGGACCCAUCAACAGAGAUGGUAUAUGAGUCGAAGCUCGUCUGGGAGCAACUGAAGCGUGUCAAGCUUGCAAAGGAGAAGCGUGAUCCACUAGUCAAGGAAUUGCUCGAGAAGAUGAAGGGAAAGUUAAAGGAUGUAAUCGCAGUCAAGCAUGAUGCAUCAAGAAUCAUCCAGUGUUUGGUAAAAUAUGCCACGAACGAACAGAGAGAGAUGAUCUUUGGAGAGUUGAAGGACGACAUAUUGAGACUGUCGGCCAAUCAGUAUGGCCGCUUCCUCGUGUUGAAGCUGCUAAAGUACGGCACAAAGGAGCACAGGAACAAGAUCAUCGAGUCGUUCUACGGCAACGUCGUCAAGCUGGUGUCCAACAGGGAGUCGGCCGAGAUUGUCGAGAACGCCUACGCCAAGUACGCCGACAAGGUGCAAAAGACCGCGAUCAUCGAGGAGUUCUACGGCGAUGAGUUCAAGCUGUUCAAGCCGACCGAGUCGCGCACCCUGCAACAGGUGCUUGAGAAGCAGCCCGCCAAGAAGGAGGGCAUCGUCACCAACUUGGCCAAGAAGCUCACCAAGAUCCUGAGCAACAAGGGAGAGGCCCUCGUGCAGUACACGCUCGUGCAGAGACUGCUGGUCACAUUCUUUGAGUUCUCGACGCCCGCCAACAACGCCGAUAUGGCCGACACGCUGGCCGAGAUCAUCAUGCCAAUGCUGCACACCAAGGACGGCGCACUCGUCGCCUACUACGCCAUCUCGUACGCCAGUGCCAAGACCCGUAAGACCAUCAUCAAGUCGAUGAAGUCGCUCGUCACCAAGGUCGCCUGUGAGGAGUACGGCAACCUCGCCCUCAUCCGUCUGCUCGACUGUACAGACGACACACUCUUUGUCACCAAGUCCAUCAUUGGCGAGUUGAUCCCAGACCUCCCCGAGCUUGCCAACUCCAAAUAUGGACAUCUUUGGAUCAUGCAUAUUCUCGCACCAUACACUCCACAGAACUUCUCUGCCAACUAUAUCACUUUGUUGACGCCAAACGUAAAGAAUGUGGACGGCGUGGAGACCGCCACCAGCAAGAAGGACAGAGACACCAGACGCAAGGAGCUGCUCGACUUCAUUUCACCAAAGUUGAUCGAUCUGUGCGCCAAUCACAUCAGCUCGCUGUUCACCACCAUGUGGGGAGCACGCGUUCUCAACCUUACAUUGCGCGAGGCAGCUGGCAACAAGAUUAUUUUAGUUAACAGACUGAUCGAGACUCUGGCCAACGACACCGAGCUACUAUCAGCACAUGGACCAAACAUCCAAUUACUCUUCAAGAACGAAUACAUCAAGCAAUCAGACUUUGCAAGCAACGUGUUUGAGAAGGUCAAGAGCAAGUUUAUCGAUAUGGCCACGGCUGAUGCCAACACGGCAUACGUGAUGAGAGAGGUUGUUAAGAAUCUGCCAGAGGAGAAGCGUAAGGUGGCCAUCGAUCUGGUCACCAAGUCAAAGGAUAAACUGGAGAAGGCCUCGGCCAAGAACCCAGGCGCCAAGACCAUCCUGAGUCUGUUAACCCCACCAGCCCAACAAACAACCGCCAAGAAAUCAACUACUACAACUACCACCACCACAUCUACCAAGCCAGCCAAGGGAGAAGCCCCUGCCAAGCCCGCCGCCAAGCCUGUUGCCAAGGCUGGCGCAGCCACCAAGUCGAAA
Messenger RNA from Acytostelium subglobosum LB1, 2001 nucleotides. RefSeq lists its product as hypothetical. The transcript is spliced from 4 exons. Gene Ontology annotation, molecular function: mRNA binding. NCBI's taxonomy places the organism in Eukaryota, Evosea, Eumycetozoa, Acytosteliales, Acytosteliaceae. Gene Ontology annotation, cellular component: nucleolus. Gene Ontology annotation, biological process: regulation of translation. The annotation marks the transcript as partial. The record is from RefSeq and is a predicted model, not a curated record.